UUUUAUAUUCAGUUUAUAUGUUACUGCAGAUGAAGAAUGUAAAGGUGAGAGUAAAAGUGUUCCUGUAUAAGCAGAAGUUUUUCACAGCAAGUCAAAUCUAUUUCUGCUGAGAAAACAUAAAUGAGAGACGGUUUCAGAACAUGAAGGGGAAACAGGAAGAAAUGUCACUGAAUUCUAAGAUGAGACUCACAUUUAUAUGCAGUGAGUUAUCUCUAACUUCCCGAUGUUCUGCUAGAUUUCACUGAAGACAUUGAAAGAAGAGGAACUCAAGUUAUCAUUGGAGACGAUGCUUGACACUGACACACCGACACACAUCCACAGACUUAGACCUCAAUUUGCGGUUGUAGGAUGUUUCCAGGUGAUUUUGUUUUUCAUACACAUUGCUCAGCUCAUCAUGGGAGCAUUGAACCUCCAUGACUGUCCCAGGGAGCCCUUUAUUCCCAUCUACCUGCUGGUGAUUGGAGUGGUGACCUUGCUGUUCUCCAUCCUUCAGUGGCUCAAAGCCACAUUCAACUGCUGGAGCGCCUGGAGCUGCCUCGUUUCACUCUUCGUCUUCUGCUGGUUCAUUGCUGGAAACGUGUGGAUCUACUCCGUCUAUGAGCCCAACUACAAUAAGACAGCGAGCCCGGAUAUGUACUGCAACAAAACACUCUACCUGUUUGCCUUCUGGACCAUGAACCUGAACUACAUCCUUUUAGGCUUCUUGCUCUUCUGUCCCUGUUGCUCGUGCUUUUUUGUUUUGCCUUUACCCUAUGGUGAAUAAACAAAAAGCAAUGAA
This is a messenger RNA of Neolamprologus brichardi, 778 nucleotides long. Lineage: Eukaryota; Metazoa; Chordata; Actinopteri; Cichliformes; Cichlidae. The record is from RefSeq and is a predicted model, not a curated record.